UGUUUUAUUGUUAGGAGAGCCUUCCUGGAGCUCCUUCACCAGGCUUUUCUCACUAAGGAAGAUCAGGGCAGCCAGAACAAGGAGGCAGAAGUGUGGCGAGUCCUUUGCCCCUCCUGAGCUGUACCAUGCCGGGAUGUGAUCUCUGCCUCUUCUUCUGUCCCUGUGGGGUGUUUUUGGUGAUCCAGAAGAGAGGACUGAAAUGCAUGCACGCUCCUGGGGAGCGAUGCCAAGGUGAAGAGUGGAGCUACAGUUUUUGCUGUUGAGUGGAGAAUGGGGAAAACACGUGCCUUAGUGCUAUAUUCUGCUCAGCCGUUACAUGCUUCUCUGAGCUGCUGCUGCAAGGUGCCACUUUCUGCUGCUUUUCUGCCCUUUGUUUUCUUUGGCAGCUCCCUAAGUGCUGUAUCAAAACAGCUUCAGGGGAGCUGUGCUGGCACGGUGACCUACCUCCAUACUGGUGCUGGGUUAAAUGCAGCGAGAAGAAACCUGGACGGAAAUCGGAUUGAAAUUGUUUAGCCUCCCACGAAAACCAGUGAGGAGGGGGACAGGAGCGAUUUCAGAAAGGUCUGUUUGGAACUGAGACCAGUAGCUGGCUUGAAAGAAAAUGAAAAAGGAGUGUGUUUCAAGACCUUUCAAACUCAAACAAAACCCAGGCUCCCUCUCGCGUGCUGUAAGCUGGAUAAAUUUCUCCUCCUUGUCAAGGCAGACAAAGAGAUUGUUUCGCAGCGAUGGUGAACUCUCCUCCAUGUGCAUGCAGCAGGUAGACGAGGAUGAUGAGAACUGGAUCUACAGGAGCCAGCAGAGAAAAGCUGUUUCCAACCUAGAUGAAGAGAGUAGAUGGACUGUGCACUACACUGCUCCAUGGCACCAGCAGGAAAAUGUCUUCCUGCCCUCCUCAAGACCCCCUUGUGUGGAGGACCUCCACCGACAAGCCAAACUGAACCUCAAAUCAGUGCUGAGAGAGUGUGAUAAGUUGCGUCGGGAUGGCUACCGGAGCUCACAGUAUUACUCUCAGGGCCCCACCUUCUCCUCAUCCUCCAGUGCAAUCUGUGGAAGUUACCAGGAUGAUUAUGAAGAAAUUGAACAAAAGUGUCCCGUCUCUUCCCCAGAAGAAGAAAAGCUUAUUACCAUCAAAAGGCCUAAAACUCCAGUUUCAGAUGACUUAUCAGAUAUCAACACCCAAACCAACUGGACUAAGUCACUCCCGCUGCCAACGCCAGAAGAGAAAAUGCGACAACAAGCACAGGCAGUCCAAACAGACGUGGUUCCUAUUAAUGUGACUGGGGAGAAUUUCGACCGCCAAGCCAGCAUUCGGCGGUCUCUAAUUUACACAGACACGGUGGUAAGACGGCCGAAGAAAGUCAAAAGGAGAAAGACUAUUACAGGAAUCCCUGACAACAUACAAAAGGAGCUAGCAGUUGGCACUGGCCAAAGUGAUUUCCGAGGGCAUUCGAUGUAUGUCCCAGAUCACUGUUCCACGCUAGGGAGACUAGAGAGCUAUCGCUCUGCUAUGCAGCGCUCUGAAACUAAGGACACCAGCUGCCAGACGGAGGAAGUUAAAGUUGUGCCCCCUUCAAUGAGAAGAAUACGAGCGCAGAAAGGACAAGGCAUUGCAGCCCAGAUGUCUCAGUUCUCCAGCUCAUCUGGAAACAUGUCAGUGAUGAGUGAUUCUGCUGCAGUUAUAUUUGCUUCUCGGCAAAAUAGUGACAUAGGUUUUCACAGCUUGCCUCGGGCUGGUGCAAGAGUGUCUCUGCAGUCCCUAGAGCAGACACAGAGCUUCUCUAGGCAGACAGAAGACAUUGCUGGCUCUUUACCCUACCAGAUAAGCAAAUUGCAAGUGGAUGAUAGUGUUGUGCAUCUGAGGAAUAAUUCCACGACAGGGACCCUAUCGAGGCCAAAGUCUCAAGAGGUGAGAAGCUAUGAUAGUGAAAAGUCUUCAAGCCCAGCAUGUGUGGUCUCUCCUCAUGCCACAUACUCAACGAGCAUCAUACCCAAUGCAACAUUGUCAUCCUCUUCAGAAGUUAUAGUUAUUCAUGCUGCCCAGAGUGUUGGAUCAUUGGACAAUAAAAUUACCAGCUCCACUUCCUACCCAAAGCCAAGAGACAAUCCUGUUGCCAACAGUGCAGUAAGUGGGAAAGAAGAUCACCAUUCUUCAAGCGGUAACUGGAGUGAGAGUAGCUCCACCCGUCACUCACAGACGUCAGAUACCAUCCCAUCUAAUGCUGUCAUGAUGCUUUCUCUUGGUGACUCUGCUGUCUCUCUUAGCACUCCUGGAAAUGCAGAGGCUGCGUCUCAGAGCAUGGGCUACAGCUGUAGGAACAAUCUCACUUUACCAAACCCUUCCCAGGACAGUGACGGUAGGAGUGAUUCUAGCUGUUCAGGAGAGCGAGCACAAGCGGCAGUGAACAGCACAGAGCAUUGGCUGUACAAGUCUGCAGAAAACAGUGAGACUCCUUCACACAAGGUGGUUUGUACCACAUCGGGUUGUGCCACUCCUGGUAGCAACAUGAGCAGCAGCAGCCUGGAGAGGACUUCUGUCAGAGAUGAUUCUACUUCUCUGUACUCUGUGGACCAUGAUGGUUAUUAUGGUUCUGCGCAUAUGGACUCUGGACUGAAGUCGGAUGUGUCUUGUGAUAGUACUAAUGGUUUUGGGAACUCCAGAGACAGUGUGAUAAAUGUCUUUGAAGGAAAGGAGAAGAAACAUCAGGAUGAUCAGUCAGGCCAAGGUGAAAAAUCCCUUGUAAGAAACAUCUCUCUGAAAAAGGCAAAGAAGCCGCCUUUGCCACCAUCCAGAACAGACUCACUCAGAAGGAUGCCCAAGAAAAAAGCCCAGUCAAAUGGACAGGUACUUGAUGAAACCCUCAUUGCCACCCUUCAGCAUUCUCUGCAGUUGAAUCUCAAAUGCAAAAAUGGCAGCUCCCCUUCCCAGAGUCCCUGCAGUGAUUAUGAGGAUCCCUGGGUGUUGCGCUCCCGCAGCCAAAGCUCAGUCAGCGCAAGCAGCAGCAUGAUAUCCACCACUGCUCCAAACCUCUACUCCAUCUGCACAGUCACUCCCUCUCAGAGUGAAACAAGUAGCAUCAAGUCAGAGUAUGCAGACCAGUGGGGUUACUACAGCGACUAUGCAGCUGUGGCAGAUGAUCAGGUAAAAUCCCCAGUGACCCAUUCUGUCAGUACAUCAUCUGCUCUCAGUGAUUACAGCAUCAGCCACUUCAGUGAUGGCUCAAGGGCUUCUGUGCCACAAGUGCCCAGUGGACUGGCCAAACCAAAGAGCACUUCUCCGGAGAAAUCCCACCGAGUCACUUCGCCAUCAAGUGGGUACUCCAGCCAGUCCAAUACACCCACUGCACUUACUCCAGUGCCUGUAAUUUUAAAAUCUGCAUCAUCAGGAAAUGGAAAAUCCAAGCUGAAGCCUAAAGUGCCUGAAAGGAAAUCCUCUCUUCUGUCUUCGCUCUCCAUGUCUUCCUCUUCCACUUCUCUUUCUUCAAAUACAUCUACUGAAGGCAGCGUGAGUGUGAAGAAACUGGACUCCACCCUGAGCUCUGCUCCGGAUUCUGGUGCUCCCCUUCUGCCACCUUUUCUUUCAACACCUCCUCCACAUUGCCCUGAAGUUUCUCCUCCGCCUCCUCCUCCUCCAGCAGAAGUCAUGGAUCUGUCACCACUGCCAGCCUCUCCCACGUUUCCCCCUCCUCCACCAGAAGCUAAUGCAAAUUCUUCCUUCGCCCAGACUGUCCCAUGGUUUCCACAAGAAGCCUCCAUCAGUUCAUUCUCUUCCCCUUGUCCUCCUCCUUCCACUUUCCCCUUAGCUGUCCCGCCACCAGCACCACCUCUUGAUCCCAAACUAACAAAAGGUGCAACAAUAUGCCCACAGUAUUCUUUUAAGAAACGUAACCAGGAAGAGUCUUGCUACAGUCCAGUGAAACAGCCACUCAACAAGCAAGAUCCAUCGAGACCUGUGAUGCCCUUAGUAACUACCAAAGCAUUGCAAAUGGUGCAGCUGAGAUCUGUGAAAAAAGCAACCGAAGGUGAACCAUCACCUGAAUCUGCUUCUGAAACUGCCUCUCAGGAAAAGGGUGCUGUAAGCUCAUCAUCUCAGUCUUCCCUAAAGCCAUCUCUCUCACUAAGGCUCAGCAGCAGCUUAGGUGAAGAGGAAAUGAAAACUCAAGGCACUUCAUUUAAAAACUCAGUUCAAACACUGGCUCGGGGUUCUCCUGUCGUUCUGUCCGAUAAUGUACCUGCACUUGACAGGGAUGAAAAGCCUACGAGUGCCAUGGGUCUAAACAAGUCUUUUGAAGCUGAUGCACCGGGGACAACUGGUGAAGACAUACCUGAGCCUUCAGUGCAGAGUGAAGACCUCCAUUCUGGCAUGUCACUUCAGGGGUCACCAGCAUCUCCCGACAAGACUCAGGUCAUACUGCCAAGCAAGAAACCACCUCCUAUUUCAAAGAAACCCAAACUGUUCCUUGUUGUACCACCUCCACAGUUAGAUCUUACAGUGGAGAAAAAAGCUGAAGUGAGUGAUACUGUCAGAAGCACAUCAAGCCCAACUAAGAGAGACGCUGUGCUUGCACACUGCGAGGAGGCGAGAAAUUGUCUUACAGAUGGACUCAGUUCUAGCGAGAUGGACUCUGGCAGCCUGGUUCCUGAGGGAGGAGCUGCUGGAUUCACCUUCUCAGAGACAGUGGGAGCUAAUGCCUUUGUGGUACAGCCUGCUGCAUCACCAGUUCAAGAAGAACCCAGGCAGGAGGAGCAGUCUGCUUUUGAAGAAGGAAGCAGUUCAGGCAGCAGCCAAGACAGCGGCAGUAACACUGACGGGCACCUAUCUCAAGAGAACGAAACUGUGGAGGUGUUCGAAUCGGAUACAGUGCAUAGUUCAUUCCUGCCAAGCAAUAGUUAUGGGGAAGAGGCAGAUGGAGUGGCAACACCAGCGAGACCAAGGACUACCGAAGAUCUUUUUGCAGCCAUUCACAGAUCCAAAAGGAAAGUCCUUGGCCGUAAAGACUCAGAAGACGACCGUACCCGCAACCAUUCUCCGUCGCCCCCCGUAACUCCCACUGGUGCUUCCCCCACCUUAACUACCCUUAAACAAGCCGGAUCCAUCCAGAGGAGCGUUCGCAAGAGCAGCACCAGCAAUGACAACUUCAAAGCCCUGCUGCUGAAGAAAGGGAGCCGCUGUGACACCAGCUCCCGCAUGUCCGCAGCAGAGAUGUUGAAGAACACGGACCCGCGGUUCCACCGGACAAGAACAGAUGUGUCCCCGGACGUUUCUGACAGCCCUGCCAGCUGCUCACCCAGCAAGAGCAAACGGGCCCAGGAAGAGUGGGCCAAGAGUGAGGGUCUGAUGCCAAGGAGCAUGUCCUUCUCUGGUACUAGGUACGGCCGGUCCCGGACACCCCCCUCUGCUGCCAGCAGCAAGUACAAUGUCCGCAACCGCAUCCAGAGCAGCCCCAUGACCGUCAUUAGUGAAGGAGAUGGGGAGGUGGUGGAACAGUCAGAGGGCAGGGUCCGACGGACUUUGGAAGAGCAGCAAGAGAGACAGCUUGAUAUGUUUAACAGUGAUGAAGUGGAUGUGAAUGACUUCCCGUAUGCUGAGGAGGCAGGCUGCAAGGAGACCUUGGAUCCAACCCAUCUAGACUUACUGACUGAACCAGGUACUUCAAGGAAGUAUCUAAGCCCUUCAGCUGAAUGAAAGUUGUAAGACAGUGGUGACAAAAGGCAUUGGAUAUUAGUCUAGAAAAUGACAGAGGACUAGAUUCCAGAAGAAAGUCCAGACCAGGACAAGUUUACUUUGCUGAGCAUUUAAUCCAUGAACUGCAUGUGUGUGUUUAAAUGCUAAAGCAAUGAUAGUUCUGCAUGGUUGGGUUGGGGUGGGGAGGACUUGGGUUGAAUGAGUGGUCUGUGGCUUAAAGAAGGUUAACAGUUGAAUUUUGGUUUUUUAGUGUAAAGCCUUAGAAGUCCUCUUGGCGGGGGGGAGGGGGGGGCCAGUUUUCACAGAACCUGUAGGGGUGUGAAGUUUUUCUUUUUCUUGACUGCAAUUGCGCAAGCAACAUUUAGGAAUAAGCCUGAAAAAGAGGAAUGGGAGGGCUCCUGUGGUACAAGCUGGAUGUUUGCUUCAAAAGCAUUGUAGUGGUGCAGCGUAGUGCAUUUGUUAAGCAGGGAGAGGCACAAAGAGGCCCAUUCACCUAUGAGAAGGGAGUAGGGUUGGUGCUGCGGUGUUACAUGGCUUAUUACUGGGGUAUGUAUACCCCCAGUGUUCAGUGGAGCGUGUCCUGCUAAAGCAGUUAGUGCACCAAGUUACGAAUUGGUCCAGGGGUACCUCUAUUUUUGGUUUUUCCUGAGGGAAAAUUAAAUACGUAGUUAACAUGGAAAAGGGAGCUGAGUUUUAUAACACCCCACUAGCUGCUAUGCAGCCACACACACACACGCUUGGAGAAGCACUCAUUUCCAAGUGAAUUGCUUCCUUGACUGGAGUAUUCCCUUAGAGAACUGGAACAACUGGAUGUGUGGGGAGGAUGCGAGCAGACAGCAGAAAGGUGGGAGAGGAAUUAUGCAGUGUACUGCUAGAGUUUGGAAGGGUGACGUUUCUGAAUUAGAAAGGAAAAUUUGACUUUGAGAACUUGCACUACAGAGCUGCAGGUGGAGCCUGUCUUUCAGAACUAAAAUGGGAGCUGUGUUUUGCCAGAAGUCUGUCUUCCAUUGGUCAAAAUGGGAAGAUUUAUUACUUUUCAUCACUUGAAAUACAGAUACUUGCUAACUUUUGGUUACCAAAGAAUAAGUUACGGUUACUUUCCUCUUUGAUUUGCCUGCAGUAUUUCUCUUCUUUUUUAACCUGAAUAAUUUAGUGAGGUUCAGUUUUAUUGUAUAUUUUACAGAUAAUAAAAACACGUAACGGUUUUCCAAUUGCAAAGAAGACCAUUAAUUAAAACUGAAAUAUUGGCUGGAGUUUUUGGUUCUUAGUAGCAAUGAAGCUUUUAAUUUUUAAGGAGAAUUUUGCAUCAUUUGAUGGCGUGCGCAGUUUUUGUAUUGUUUGUAAAUACUGAAAGUUGUUAAAAUAUCUUUUGAUCUCCGUACUGUAGAAUUUAUACAUUUUUAGAUUGCUUUUAAGAAGAAAAAGCACUCUUUGUAGAUUAUUUAUUUUAGAGAAAUAUGCUUGUAAUCUCUUUCUUCAAUCCUUCUACUUGUUAGUAAUGUAAAUUUCAGGGGCCUUUGUUUAACUCUUCCCUUCCCAGGAGGGGAAUAGUGAUGAAAAUGCUGUGACUUUGCUUCAAUAAAGAAAAAGGCUGCCAGUU
This is a messenger RNA of Neopsephotus bourkii (Bourke's parrot), 7283 nucleotides long. RefSeq names its product NHS like 1 (gene NHSL1). Lineage: Eukaryota; Metazoa; Chordata; Aves; Psittaciformes; Psittacidae. Gene Ontology annotation, biological process: cell differentiation. The record is from RefSeq and is a predicted model, not a curated record. The transcript has 8 exons. The coding region runs from base 602 to 5683 and encodes 1693 amino acids.